Molecule: messenger RNA, 1457 nt
Organism: Myxocyprinus asiaticus (Chinese sucker)
Lineage: Eukaryota; Metazoa; Chordata; Actinopteri; Cypriniformes; Catostomidae
Gene: cryz
Product: crystallin, zeta (quinone reductase)
Exons: 9
Coding region: 11-1105 (364 amino acids)
Cellular component (GO): cytosol
Molecular function (GO): quinone reductase (NADPH) activity; NADPH binding; mRNA 3'-UTR binding
Source: RefSeq, a predicted model, not a curated record
ACCGACCAUAAUGCUUUGUUGUUCGCUCGGCUACGGCAGCCGAGAGCUGCCGAAAUUAUUUCCUUACGGAAGCGGAGAACGACUUCAGUCAGCUGCAGACUGCGUGGUAGAGUUCAGCAUGGCAACAUCAAAAUUAAUGAGGGCUAUCAGAGUGUCAGAGUUUGGAGCUCCUUCAGUUUUAAAACUAUGCACAGACCUGCCUGUUCCAAAUCCUGGUCAGAAACAGGUUCUGAUUCGAGUUCAUGCAUGUGGUGUAAACCCAGUGGAGACAUACAUCCGAUCUGGAUCCUAUGCUCGGAAGCCCAGUUUGCCCUACACUCCAGGCUCAGACGUCUCUGGUGUGGUUGAAGCUGUCGGGGACGGUGUUCGCCUUCUGCGGGCAGGUGACAGGGUCUUCACCACAGGUACUGAGACAGGGGGAUACGCAGAGUAUACGGUUGCUUCAGAGGACACGGUUCACAAACUUCCUGAUUCUCUAGAUUACAAACAGGGUGCAGCCAUCGGAAUUCCAUAUUUCACUGCAUUCCGGGCAUUAUUUCACAAGGCUCAUACCAAGCCAGGAGAGACGGUUCUUAUCCAUGGAGCCAGUGGUGGGGUUGGCAUUGCAGCAUGUCAGAUUGCACAAGCUUUUGGACUUAAGGUGCUGGGUACAGCAGGGACACCAGAGGGGAUGAAGCUGGUGCUCAGCAAUGGAGCUCAUCUUGCAUUCAACCACAGAGAAAAAGACUACCUGGAGAAAAUUAAGGAAGCUACUGAUGGACAAGGCGUCAAUGUGAUCAUUGAGAUGGUGUCCAACGUCAAUCUCAGUAAUGAUCUACAACUGCUUGACUUUGGUGGCAGAGUGAUUAUUGUCGGCUCUAGGGGUCCUAUUGAGAUCAACCCCAGAGACACCAUGAUCAAAGAGUCGAGCAUCAUUGGUGUGGCUUUGUUCUAUGCGACUAAGGAGGAAACAUCCGAGUGUGCAGCAGCCCUUUUUGCAGGAAUGGAGGCAGGCUGGUUGAAACCUUUUGUUGGCCCAGAAUACACACUUGAUAAAGCUUCCCAGGCUCAUGAAGACAUCAUCAACAGCUCUGGAGCCAGUGGAAAGAUGAUUCUCACAAUGUGAAAUUAUGCAGAAUUUGGAAAUCUAAUGUUACUUGCAUCUGGAAUUGUUAAUUGUCUUUAAAUCAAUGGUCAAAUAUGUACUUCAGUGUUAAAUGCUUAUGAGGUAAAUGAUAUUUUCAAUGAAAACAUAAAUAUGAAUAAAAUCAUUAAAAAAUAAAACAAGCACUAGAUUAAAACACUAUGUUAGAAAAUGUCUUGUUUAAACAAGUGGAAAAUAAAGAUUGACAGUAAACAAGGUAAAUAGACUUUAAUGAGAAAAAUAAUUGCAAAAUAUUCUCAGCACUAAAAAUGAAUGUAUUCAUUUAGAUUUAAUAACCUGUGGAAUCUAUUUGAUAAAACAGGAUAUAUUUGCA